Ahaetulla prasina is the source of this 2154-nucleotide messenger RNA. It is a transcript of the gene KIF25, whose product is annotated as kinesin family member 25. The record is from RefSeq and is a predicted model, not a curated record. Gene Ontology annotation, biological process: microtubule-based movement. Bases 3 to 1478 code for a protein of 491 amino acids. Gene Ontology annotation, molecular function: microtubule binding; ATP binding; microtubule motor activity. The transcript is spliced from 12 exons. NCBI's taxonomy places the organism in Eukaryota, Metazoa, Chordata, Lepidosauria, Squamata, Colubridae.
ACAUGCAGAAUCUCCGUUUGUUUGCCCUUCAAUUUUCAAGGGAGAUCUACCAUCAGGGUGAGAGCUUUCUACAUCAGGUUCUGCUCACUGCCCAAAAGCUACAAUUACAGAAGGAGACUAUGAAAACAUUUCAGAUUAAAACACUGGAACUUGAACAAUCCUUGGAUGAGAUUAAUGAGAGAUAUAUGAAAGAAAAACGAAGAAGAAAAGUAUUGCAUAACAGCCUACUUGAGCUAAGAGGCAACAUCAGAGUACAUUGCAGAAUCCGUCCAUUCUUACCAUUUGAUGCAGCUCCUGAAGAAUCAGUCAUGGAAGACAGGCAGAGAAGCGUUUCUGAAAAUGCGAUCUGUGCAACAGAUGAUGAAACCAUCUUAGUGAAGUGCAGCCGUCCUGGUCAUGCUUUGAUAAACAAGACAUACCAGUUUGAAAGGGUUUAUAACACAUCUGAUUCACAAGUGACAGUAUUUGCAGAUAUUUCUCCUUUGCUAACUUCUUUGCUGGAUGGGUUCAAUGUGUGUAUUAUGGCUUAUGGGCAGACUGGCAGUGGGAAAACAUAUACAAUGUUGGGCCCACAGCUUGAAAACAGUUUCCGUUUCUCAGUGGAAGAUGAGAAAGAAUUAGGAAUUGUUCCUAGAGCCAGCAAAGAAGUGUUCAGGCUUCUUUCAGAAAAGUCACCAGGAAGCCAUUGGGUUGAGGUUUCUGUUGUAGAAGUGUAUAAUAAUGAAGUUUUUGAUCUUCUGGCCAAAGACAACUCUGGAAGGCUGAAUGGUAUCAAAAGGGGUAUAAUGACAAAUAAAGAAGGAAAGAAUGACAUUCCACUUCUUACCAAUGAACCUGUUGAAGAUGUUGUGGAAUUCUUGGAGCUUGUUAACCAGGGUCUACAGCUGAGGGCCAAACACUCAACCCUUGUACAUACCGAUUCAUCUCGUUCACAUCUUGUGAUAACUUUAACAAUAACCAUCAAGGCUGCCUCAGAGGAUUAUUUUGCUCCUCCUUGGACAGGUGACCAUUCUCGUCAAAAACUAGAUAAAGAACAUUUCUCCACUUCUGCUGGCUCGUCUAGAGCUUGUUCACCAGCACAGCUCUCCAGGGAAUCUGUGGAGAGACGGAAGCAAAUGAGAACAAAACUUCAGCUGGUGGAUUUAGCUGGUAGCGAAAGUGUUGGUAUGUCUGGUGUAACUGGGUCACUGCUGAGAGAAACCUCCUUCAUUAAUCGCAGUUUGUCUGCUCUAGCAGAUGUACUUGGAGCCCUAUCAGAGCAGAACUCUCACAUUCCAUAUCGAAAUAGCAAACUUACUCAUUUACUACAGGAUGCCAUAGGUGGUGAUGCAAAGUUGCUGGUGGUAUUGUGUGUCUCUCCAAGCCAGAAGUAUAUAACAGAGUCACUUCAAACCCUGGGAUUUGGGUCUCGUGCUCGGCAAGUUCAGAGAGGGCAUGCCAAGAAAAGAAAUGAACUGGUGGUGAACAAAUCCAAAUAAGACAUAAGCCUUCGGUGGAUUAAAACUUUAUUAAUGAGUUCCUCAGACUGAAAAAUAAUCUUGUUAUGAAAAAAAAAUAUAAAUUGCCUUUUAAAAUAAGUACGCUUUAAUGCUGUAUUGACAAGAUAUAAACAUGCUAAGCAAUAUUUGAUUCAAAAAUAAUUGGUGAUAUUAACAACAAAAACCUCAUAGAAUAAUGUUUUUUAGAAAGAGCAGCAAGACACUAAUGUUUAUGGGACAAAGUCUUUUGACAAAGAACUUCUAUAAUCUAAGUGGGCAGUUUUUGUGUCUACAACCUAUGGACUUUAACUUCCAGAAUCCCUAAACCAGCCAGAAUUCUGGAAGUUGAAGUCCACAAGUCAUAAAAAUACCAUAGUUGCCAACCAGUGACCUACAUGGUAGCUAUGCAGUUAGUUCCAUGGGAGUUGGCUCAGUUCUCUGAUGAACACAUGGAGAAAUGGUCACUAUCCCAACCUUUCUCCAAUAUCCACCCAUAAUUUUCUAAUUUGUCAUCUUUCAGAAGAUUUUCCCAAAGUCUUACAAUGUAACUAUAAUUGAGUAACUGGAAUAUUGACAAUGCUAUGGUUUGUUGGAAAAAAUAUACUGCCUCUGAGAAAGUUUAUUUUCCCCCCCUUAUAUAUGUAAAGCAGGCAUUCUCAAAGUUUAUGAUGCCCUG